Hevea brasiliensis (rubber tree) is the source of this 1904-nucleotide messenger RNA. RefSeq lists its product as uncharacterized. The transcript has 2 exons. The record is from RefSeq and is a predicted model, not a curated record. The coding region runs from base 364 to 1653 and encodes 429 amino acids. Lineage: Eukaryota; Viridiplantae; Streptophyta; Magnoliopsida; Malpighiales; Euphorbiaceae.
CUGUCGUCUCCAACUUCAAUCCCGUGUGAAACACGUAAGGCCCAUGUUGAGCUGAGCCAAAACACGUGCUCACCGUGUUUCGUGUAGAAGACUGGCCCGUGUUUAAAUCCGAAAAGGUUUUCCAGUUCUUCGGUUCCCCACUGAGCCUCCAAAUGCCAAAUAGAAAAAUGGUACACUUCCCCACACGUUUGAAUUCAUACAAAAUUCCUUCAAUUUCUUUCCAUAGAAACACUAACAGCGACAUCCUUCGUCGGAGUGACUUCUAUCAUCACUCCUCUCGCCAGCCAUUCGCAGAGUUAAAAUCCUUUCUAGGUGCUUUUAGCAAUCUAAGAGAUUUGUCAAAAUUUCACUCCACAAGUCACCAUGCCGCCUAAACGUCGUGCGCAUGAUCAUGAGGCAUCAUCAUCUUGCUCAUCUCAAGCACGACCACAUCCAACACAGCGUCCUCGAUGUGCAGCACCUCCAUCUGCGCCUGAAAACCCACCCCAACCACAACCUACACUCCCUUGGGGAUUCCAAAGCCUAGAACAUAAAGAAAAAUAUAUUUCAUUAGCUCGUAGGCCAGUAGUGUGCACCAAAUAUAUAGACACAUACACACUAGAACAACUUGGGUUGAGUGAGGAAGUCGGGAGAUUUGUGGAGCGCAUAGGUUGGACACAAUUUGUUUCCCUUAAACACCACACAUAUCCUGAGCUUACACUAGAAUUUUUGAGCAGUUUUUCUUGUGUUUUGCAGCCAAAUAAUGUCCAGGAUGUAGGGAUUAUUAAAUUCAGACUCGUGGGUGUGGACUACCAAUUAAAUAUGAGUGAAUUUAAUGGUAUUUUUGGAUUUGCUAACGAUGGAGUUAGACAUAUUCCAAAGGAUUUUGAUAUGGAAUUUGCUUGGAGCAUGCUGACCAACACUGCUAACUAUAACGCUAGUGCUUCCAAAUCCACUAAACUGACUAACCCAGCAUUUAGAUACCUGCACCGUUUUAUGUCCCAUUCUAUUUUUGGUAGAGGGGAGAGCACGGGAGUAGUCUCUAGAAAUGAGUUAUUUUUUUUAUGGGCUAUGGAGACUGGGCAACGAGUGAACACAGGGUACUGGCUUAGCAACCAGUUUAGUCAUGUAGCCAGAGGGAAUGGGAAAAUAGUAGUUGGGGGACUCAUUACAGCUAUUUCUGUGCAUUUUGGAUUUGUUGGUAAGGCACAUAGGUUAAUGCAUUUAAUUGGGGACGACAGAAUAGAUUUAGAACUACUACAUAUGAUGAAAAUGUGCGUGAGGGAAGGAGGUGUGUAUUGUCUAGUAGAUGAGAAUGGGAUUAAAAUUCCCAUGAGAGGGGUUGACAGAUCAGAUGGUGGGGCUGAUAAGGCACGUGUAGAGGACCGGACUCAAGAUGCAGAGCAGGAGGUCAGACUUGAGGCAUCUCCAGCACCAACAGCCGUCGAUCAUCCAGUUGCAUCUGCCCAACAGGGAGCAAUCACACUAGAGAUGCUGAUGGCUAGGAUAGAUGAUAGAUUUGAUCAGAUAGAGGAGCGUCUCCACUUCAGUUUUCGCCUGCUGCGAACUACUAUUGAGCAAAUGGAUUCCAGACUGGGCCGGCUGGAGGAUGAUGUCGAUGAGAGACUCGCAUCAAUUGAGGGCACACUGGAGGACCUUCGCCUGAACAGAUGAUUUUAUAGUUUCUCAUUUAUUGUGCUUUAGUACUGACUUCAGUUACUAUGGAUGUUAUGACUUCCAUUUGCAUUGUUUUUAUUUUUUAUUUUUUUUAUAACUUUAGGGGUGAGUUUUUUUGUACUUUAUGACUUAAUUAUAAUUUUCCAUGUAAAUAUAUAUGGUAUAACUCAACUCAACUAAAUCUUUAUCCAAAAAAUUUGGGGUCGGCUUUGGGGUCGGCUAUAUGGAUUCGCUUUCUUUACUCUGAA